Messenger RNA from Fraxinus pennsylvanica, 432 nucleotides. The record is from the annotation of a GenBank genome assembly. Lineage: Eukaryota; Viridiplantae; Streptophyta; Magnoliopsida; Lamiales; Oleaceae.
AUGGUGGGACUAAGUGUAAUAUUGGAAGAGCACAAGGAUAUUAAUAAGAGAAUUUCACGAGUUAUAAGCAAAUGGAGUUUCUGUAUGAAAAUCAAAUCCCCCUCGACUCUUCAUCCUCCAAAUCCUUCGUCUCCUUGUCCUUUUCCGAGGAGGAAUUUUCCGAUAUAUCUUGAUGAGUGUUUGCUCUGCAGGAAGAAACUGUUACCUGGGAAAGACAUCUACAUGUACAAGGGGGACAUGGGUUUUUGUAGCGUGGAGUGCAGGUGCAGGCAGAUAUCUAUGGAUGAAGAGGAAUCUGCAAGAAGUGGUUGUACAAGUGAGUACAAGUACUGUUCAUUAUCUGCCAUGAAACCCCAACAAAUGCCUCCGUCAUCUUCUUCUUCUUCUGGUGGAAAAGGAAGCAGAAACAUGGCAAAUACUUUUGUGUACUGA